AGAAAGGGAAUCCAAAAGUUCUGAAGCAGAAUGAGCCACACCCAACCGACGGCGGCAGUUUCCAAAAGGAAAUCCCUUACCUUAUCCGGUAUAAGCAGACGUACGGACAGCCAGCCGUGUGAGGGCAGCAAUGGCUUCCAUCGCCUUCUCCUCCCUGCUGCUCCUCCUGCUCCUCUCCGCCGCCCAUGGCGCAGCGGCAGCCAGCUUCACGAGGAGCGACUUCCCGCGGGAGUUCGUAUUCGGAGCCGCCACCUCCGCGUACCAGCCUACCAGUACGAGGGCGCCGUGGCUGAGGACGGCAGGAGCCCAAGCAUCUGGGACACCUUCACUCACGCUGGGAAAAUGGCGGAUAAAAGCACAGGUGAUGUCGCUGCCGACGGGUACCACAAGUACAAGGAUGAUGUGAAUCUCAUGGCUGACACGAACCUAGAGGCUUAUAGAUUAUCCAUCUCCUGGUCAAGGCUUAUCCCAUAUGGGAGGGGGGCUGUCAAUCCAAAAGGUCUAGAGUACUACAACAACCUUAUAGAUGAGCUAGUGCAACGCGGAAUUCAAGUCCAUAUUAUGCUUCUCCAGCUUGAUUUCCCACAAGUGCUGGAAGAUGAGUAUGGAGGAUGGUUAAGCCCUAGAAUUGUGGAGGAUUUCACAGCAUUCGCAGAUAUUUGCUUUAGGGAGUUUGGAGACAGGGUCACACACUGGACUAUGAUAGACGAACCUAAUAUUGGUGCGAUCGGAUCUUACGAUACCGGAUUGAUCGCACCUGGACAUUGCUCCGAUCCUUUUGGAGUAACAAAAUGUAGCGUGGGUGACUCAACUGUGGAACCAUAUAUAGCAGUGCAUAACAUGCUAUUGGCGCAUGCAUCAGCUGCUAGACUUUACAGAGAAAAAUAUCAAGUGAGUAAUCUUUAGCCCCAAAUUAGAAGCAGCACCUUUCCGCCUACACAUUUCUUCAUUUUUGUGGAAAUAAUAAGCUAUAUAGAUUGAUAUUGCCAUCUGAGAUGGUCAAUUCAGAAACAUCAAUAUUGUCCAGCUAUAUAUCUUCCGAAAAGAAAUUUUUUAGGA
Molecule: messenger RNA, 1059 nt
Organism: Triticum urartu
Lineage: Eukaryota; Viridiplantae; Streptophyta; Magnoliopsida; Poales; Poaceae
Source: RefSeq, a predicted model, not a curated record